AUGGAACCAAUUGACGAAGAAGCUGAAUUUGAUAUCGGUUUUGAUGUUAACGGCAGUGAGACCAAUGCUGCUGAUGAUGUUGAGGUUUCAAUCAAUGGUGGAACUGACACAACUGGCAUACAAGAAGGUGAUGAAGCAUCUCCUGCAAACAAAGGGGUGCGAAAGAAAAGAAGGUUAACAUCUUCAGUUUGGCAUCAUUUUCGAAUUCUGCCCCAGAAACCAAAUGAAAAGCUUCACUGUGAAUGUAAAAAAUGUGGUAAGAAAUACUUGGCUAGAAGUGAGAAUGGCACAGCUGAUUUGAAGGCUGCCCUCUUUGCUCUUUAUGAUGAGUACUUGCUAGCUUCACCAUCUAAUUCAGGUCAGGUAUCAUCAUCUUGUUUUUCUGGUAGUAAUAAUGAGCAUCGAAGAGAAACUGAAGGGAGUCAUACUUCAACUUUAAUGAUGGUAAAAUUGGAUGAAUUAAACUUGGAAGAGUUGACCAGAGACAUAAUGAACUUGAAUAUCAACAAUGGUGGUGGUGUUCCAUUGAUUGAAGGGGGAAGUUCUAAUACAACUUGA
This is a messenger RNA of Oldenlandia corymbosa var. corymbosa, 558 nucleotides long. Lineage: Eukaryota; Viridiplantae; Streptophyta; Magnoliopsida; Gentianales; Rubiaceae. The record is from the annotation of a GenBank genome assembly.